This is a messenger RNA of Betta splendens (Siamese fighting fish), 2526 nucleotides long. It is a transcript of the gene hmga2, whose product is annotated as high mobility group AT-hook 2. The record is from RefSeq and is a predicted model, not a curated record. The coding region runs from base 403 to 726 and encodes 107 amino acids. Lineage: Eukaryota; Metazoa; Chordata; Actinopteri; Anabantiformes; Osphronemidae. Gene Ontology annotation, molecular function: DNA binding; transcription coregulator activity. Gene Ontology annotation, cellular component: nucleus; chromatin. The transcript has 5 exons. Gene Ontology annotation, biological process: regulation of DNA-templated transcription.
CAAAGCGUCUCCUCCGUGCUGUGGAGCGCGGACGCGGCUCUUGGACCCACACUUCUCCCCACGCACCCGCGUCGCGCUGUCACGCCUCCACGCAUGAUCCUCCACCCGCGUGCCGCGGCGCGUCGCAGCCGAGUGUGAGUCGGAGCUGCUCGGCGUGUCGCACUCCGAUGUCCCCGGCGUCGUGCCGCCUGGUGCCUCGCUGAGCCGCGCUUCCCGUCCGCUGGCUGCUCUAUCGGCUGUGAAGCCCCCGGCCCCCUCCCCACCCCCUCAGCCCCUCACGCGCGGACUACGUUCAAGCGGACAGCAGAGGUUUAAAGGCGCGUAUUGAGCCGAUCCUCGUCGCUUCCACCUUCUUUCCUUUUGGAAAUCUCCACUGAUCGCCGGGGGAAACGGGGGGGCAGCAUGAGCGGACGCGGGGACGAGGCCGGGGAGAGCUCGGGCACCCAGGAGCCCACGGGGUCCGCGGAGCCGCCGAAGAGGAGACCGGGGAGACCGAGGAAGCCCCAGAAAGAGCCCAGUGGAGAGCCUGUCCCGAAGCGACCGAGGGGCCGCCCCAAAGGAAGUAAGAACAAGGGCCCCUCAAAGGUGGCACAGAAGAAGGUUGAAGCAGCUGGAGAGAAGCGACCCAGGGGGCGACCCAGGAAAUGGCCACAGCAAGUUGUCCAGAAAAAGCCCGCUCAGGAAGAAGAGGAAGAAGAGGCUGGAGAGUCCCCAGAGGAGGACUGAGCUUCCACACCGUGAAACCUCUACCUCAUUCAGCUGUCAGGUCUUUCAAAAAGGGAAAAGACUGCCUUGACCACUUGUUUGUGACCUUUAUCAAACAUUUUACUUGGAUUCAAUUUAUUUAGACCUUAUUUUUCCACGUACAGUUUUUAAAAAUGUAUUAUUGCAUCCUGUCAGUCACACAGUCGCAGACAACAGAACAGUCAGACACACUCACACUCACACACUCGCACACAACAGAACAGUCAGACAAACUCAGUGCACGUCCCGUUUUUUUUACGCUGACUCAUCACAUUUUUACUGAUGCUAAUCCCCACGAAACAGGAGGCAGCCAAUCAGAAGCUACUGCCUAUUGGUCAAACGUGUAAAAGUCUAGCGGAAAGAUCGUCCUCGCUGUCGUCAGCCCUGAACAACAAAUACACACUCCUCAAUGAGAAUCAACAAAAAAAAACAUGUUGACACCCAAAAGUUUGGAAUUUGUUGUUCAGAGCUUUCAUUGUAACAGAAUCUCCAAACACUGACAGAGAAGAAAAAGUGUCUGACGCAGCCUGGAUUUGUUAAACAAACACUAUAGUUCUAGUUCAUGGCUCUAAAACAAACCAACAAACAAUCACCUGAAGUGCUAUAGACCAUCAAAAACAGGGAGACUCCAAAAUCCUUCCUCAGGGCAGUGGUUGGUUGGUUUCUUCUUUGUUAAGUUCUAUCAAAUGAUACAAGUUGUUAACAUUGGCUCAGAUGCAGCUUUAGAAUCCUCCUGAAACGUCCACUACAUCUUACUGUAACAGCAAACAUGGUCGAUAUCGCAAAUAGGCAAGUAGUUUUUGUAUUUGUGGGACAUUCUGGUUCAUUUAUACUGUUUAAUAAGAGAAAAACCUCCACGACCAAGUCAUGGCCUUAGACUCGUCAGAGAGCAAGAAAAGCCAGUUUCCUGUUUCAGAUUCUCAGGGCUGUAACUUUUAUUUGUGUUGUGUUGUUGAAUCCACAACUUUUGCAAUCCUUUACCUUUCUCAACAAUGAAGCCAACGCAGACGUUUGUGGGAUUGAAUUACUAGCGGUUUGAAGUACUUGCUCUUCCUUUCGUUGAUGGACUCACGCGCUUCGUCUCCUUCAGGUCUAUAAAACUGCCAGUACUACUAGAAGUACUACUUCUCUCAUCCUGUUGAUGCCGUUGAGCACCAGACUGCUUCGCUUCCCAUUUUAUUUGUUGCUUUGGCCAUUUCGCCUAUUUGUGCAACAUAGCUUUAAAUCGAUUUUGUCACACUGCAAAGAGAUUCACAGUCAUCUGCAUCGCAAGCAAGAACAAAACAAACACAAACACAAACACAGGAGAAAAACAAAACACACCUUACCUCACGAGACACUUGACACCUGGGUUUAGUGGCAGCGUGACAUUGGGUGACUCAUCUCACACUGUAACUCCAGGCUUUUAUGUUUAUGGAAACUUGACAGUUUGCCAGUGCUUUGUGGUCACUGAAAACGAAUAUCUUCUCAUGAUUUCAAACUACCUCUGACUCCAACCAGCUCACGUUGCUCAGUACACAGAAACCAAUGCAUCAGGAAAAGGCAGCGUCUGUCACGUUUGACAACAUGUUUUUAACGAUGAAUACUGUACAUUCAAACGAGGUCCCGCGGUUGUUGCCUCGUCGUGGGGCGAUGUGUCGACAGCUGUCUUCUUCGGUUCAGUCAGGUAAAAGCCUUUGUGAUCGACGAAGAAGGAAAAGUCACUUAUGACAGAGUCAUGCGCAUUACAAAUUUUAAAGAAUGUUUAUUUUGCUAAUGCCCAUUAUUUUCCUCACUCGCAAA